AUGGCGGAUCCCUUCGAAGUGCGCAUGCGCUUCACCCACCAUUUGCGCCAGCUUAAUGCAUCGGUGACAUCGGCGCAGAAGGCUGCCCAGUAUGCCUUGAAGUAUCGAGAUAUGGCUGAGGAUUUGCACUCGUGCAUCUUGGAACAGCUUGAGAGGAACAAUAUGAAUAUGAGAGCCAAUAUCAUGUAUUUCAUCGAGCACUUCCUCGACAUGGCUCACAGGGACGGCCAUCAUGAAUAUGUCGGCAUGAUGCAACGCGACAUUAUCCGUGUCGUGGAUGCUGUCGCUCCAGAUGAUGGGUCUGGUGCAGCCAAUAUCAAGGUUGUCCGAAAGGUGCUUCAUGCACUUCAAAGCAAGUCCUUCCUGGAUGCCCAAGUCGUGUCCCAGAUUGAAGAGGUUCUCAAAGAGCGCGAUGCCUCAGCCCAAGAUAUCAACCUCCUCUCUUCUCCACCGGAGGCCAGCGAUGAAAAUGGCGCUUCAUCCCGCAGCCACGGUCAUUCAUCACAUCAUCAUCAUCACAGGCGAGGCGCACACCAUCGUGGCCCGCCGAAGCUCGACAAGAGGCAGAUCGAGCAACGCAUCGAAGAAGAUCGCGAGCGCCACAAACGACAACGUGAAAAUAUCUGGGCUAUUCCUCCCGGAGAGGAUGCUGAACUGCAGAAGCUAUGGGAAGAGACGAGUGAUCUGGGUGAGGAUGACCACCGCAUGGGUGAGGAGGAGUAUGCCGAGUGGAAGAGCCAAAUGAAAGCAGCUAAAUGUGUGCAUCAGAGGGAAGCAGAGAGAAAUGGGACCUAUUCUUAA
This is a messenger RNA of Thermochaetoides thermophila DSM 1495, 801 nucleotides long. RefSeq lists its product as uncharacterized. The transcript is spliced from 3 exons. Gene Ontology annotation, cellular component: CTDK-1 complex. The coding region runs from base 1 to 801 and encodes 266 amino acids. NCBI's taxonomy places the organism in Eukaryota, Fungi, Ascomycota, Sordariomycetes, Sordariales, Chaetomiaceae. Gene Ontology annotation, biological process: positive regulation of DNA-templated transcription, elongation; positive regulation of transcription by RNA polymerase I. The record is from RefSeq and is a predicted model, not a curated record.